This is a messenger RNA of Necator americanus (New World hookworm), 315 nucleotides long. RefSeq lists its product as uncharacterized. Gene Ontology annotation, molecular function: serine-type endopeptidase inhibitor activity. Lineage: Eukaryota; Metazoa; Nematoda; Chromadorea; Rhabditida; Ancylostomatidae. The coding region runs from base 1 to 315 and encodes 104 amino acids. The record is from RefSeq and is a predicted model, not a curated record. The transcript is spliced from 3 exons.
AUGAAAUUUCUGCUAUUUCUUUUGCUUGGCCUUUUCGCCGGAGCGUCCGGCCUGGGAUAUGACCGUUCGGGGGAUAUAUGCAAUAUGAAGGAAGAUGGUGGACCAUGUAAAGCUCUCAUGAAAAGAUGGAGAUGGGACUUCGAGGUAGGGGACUGCGUAGAAUUUAAAUACGGCGGUUGCGAAGGCAACCAGAACAAGUUUGAAACAAAAGAGCAAUGCCUGGAGAGAUGUGGAGGAAACAAUAGAAAUGGAAAGAAGAAAGGAAAAAAAGGAAGGAAAAUCAGAAAGCCUAGAAGAAAAGAGAAAAAAGAGUAA